This is a messenger RNA of Cyclopterus lumpus (lumpfish), 3723 nucleotides long. It is a transcript of the gene dgat1a, whose product is annotated as diacylglycerol O-acyltransferase 1a. Lineage: Eukaryota; Metazoa; Chordata; Actinopteri; Perciformes; Cyclopteridae. Gene Ontology annotation, molecular function: diacylglycerol O-acyltransferase activity. Bases 233 to 1771 code for a protein of 512 amino acids. The record is from RefSeq and is a predicted model, not a curated record. The transcript is spliced from 17 exons. Gene Ontology annotation, cellular component: endoplasmic reticulum membrane. Gene Ontology annotation, biological process: triglyceride biosynthetic process.
CGAUCGGGGGAUGUCAGUUUAAAAACACAGAUCUGGCAACCUUAAUGACAAUUGCAUCUUGAGCCGCGGUGGUGAUCAAACGCAUUAUAACCCGCGGCGUUGACACACGACUCGGGACUGCUCCUCUGUCCGCUCUUAACCCGACCUCACGCAUGGGAACACAGACACAGGUGAGCGCAGCUUGACCAGCGAUGUCCGGCAGGUGAACGCUGCGUGACUGGAGCCGCUGAAAAUGAGCGAUAAAGCCGAGACGAGAGGGCCUGCGACCCGCCGGAGGAGGACGACCAUCUCCAACGGGAGCAAGUGGCCCGAUGCCGGGGAGAAACCCUCGCAGCCUCCGGCCAAAGCCAAAACCAAGGAGGCGUCCAGGCACGCGAGUAACAACGGGAAGGUGGACGGAGAGAUGGGGACGCCGGAACAGCGACAGCUCCCCGACAGUCCCAAGAAACAGAGGAGUGUGGUGGAGGAUUUCAACGAGAGACUCAGCUGUCACGUCCUCCAGGAGUCUCUCUUAAGUUCAGCCAGUGGCUACAGCAACUACAGAGGAAUCCUCAACUGGUGUGUCGUCAUGCUGGGGCUGAGUAAUACACGCCUCUUCUUAGAGAACAUUAUAAAGUAUGGCAUCUUGGUGGACCCGAUCCAAGUCGUCUCUCUCUUCUUGAAGGACCCCUAUAGCUGGCCAUCAGCUUGCCUCAUCAUUGUGUCCAAUGUGUUCAUCUUAGCAGCCUUGUACACAGAGAGGCGUCUGGCUGUGGGUACCAUUUCCAAAAUGACGGGACUGAUUCUUCAUAUUUUUAACCUGACAUCCCUGUUGAUCUUCCCUGCAGCCAUUGUACUCACAGUGACCUCCGUGACCCCAGUGGGUGGUGUGCUCGCGUUAGGAAUCUACACGGUGCUGUUUCUCAAGCUGUACUCCUACCAAGACACCAACAGGUGGUGUCGAGAAAUUAGAGAAGCAAAAGCCAUGAGACUAACACGAUCAUACUCAUGUCCGUCCGUGGCACAAUCGAAUGGUUCAGCAGUUCAUCCUCCUGUCUCCUAUCCGGGCAACCUCACGCACAGAGACAUGUACUACUUUGUCUUCGCUCCAACGCUCUGCUACGAGCUGAACUUCCCGCGGUCACCUCGGAUACGCAAAAGGUUCCUGAUGAGAAGACUUUUUGAAAUGCUUUUCUUCAUGCAGCUGUUGGUGGGAUUGAUACAGCAGUGGAUGGUUCCCACCAUACAGAACUCAAUGAAACCAUUCCAGGAAAUGGACUUUUCUAGGAUGGUAGAGCGCCUCCUAAAGUUAGCUGUGCCUAACCAUCUGAUAUGGUUAAUAUUCUUCUAUUGGUUUUUCCACUCUUCUAUGAACUUUGUGGCAGAGCUGCUGCAGUUUGGAGACAGAGAGUUCUACAAAGACUGGUGGAACUCUGAGUCCGUCACAUAUUUCUGGUCCAACUGGAAUAUCCCAGUUCACAAGUGGUGUCUGAGACACUUCUACAAGCCCGUGUUGAGGAAGGGAGUCAACAAGUUUCUGGCUCAAAUCGGAAUCUUCCUGAUGUCUGCCUUCUUCCACGAGUACCUGGUGAGUAUUCCUCUGAAGAUGUUUCGACUGUGGGCCUUUAUGGGAAUGAUGGCUCAGGUUCCUCUGGCUUGGUUUGUGGGUCGUUUCCUGAACGGAAACUAUGGCAACGCUGCCGUGUGGAUCUCGCUCAUCAUCGGCCAGCCUGUCGCUGUGUUGAUGUACGUCCAUGACUACUAUGUCAUUCAUCAUGGGAGCACAACAUAGUACCGGACAUGUUGUAAACACGCACAGCAGCCUGCGGGACAACUCCAUGGGUGAAUGUAGAGCAUGUUAAGGGGGCUUAAUAGAACGCCCUGUUGAUGUGAACCUGUGAGGGGAAAGCAGCAACAGCAGGAACAUAUUUGACUUCUUGAUUUUUGCACUAAAGAGAGAUGAACCAUAGUAUGCCAGGAAAUUAUUCCAACAACAAGAGAAGUGUUUGCUUCCAAGCAGCGUUCCACUUUAGUUGCGAAGAUAUACUUUUGUAGUCGGCCUCAUGUAUUCACUCUGAAUAUCUGCAUCUAGCAUCGGACUUUUUCAACUACCGGUAAUCCUGGGCCCAAAGGGAGACGGCGGUUGGAUUUCUGUUAUUGGAAUUAAAAAAGUCUGUUUGGUUGAUUAAGAUUAGGGGGCAUUUCUUGAACUUUGAAAGCACUUUGGUGCAUUCAAAAGUGGAAACUCUGCUUGUAACCAAGCAUUCCUCGAGUUUUGGAAAAUGUGUGCACAUUUGUGAACUACUGCCAAGCGAGCACAGGCCAGAUGAGGAUCCUGCUACCACCGGGCUGCUAUGAAAACGUUGUUUCCAUUUCAGUGGUUGAGAAGUCACUUCUUUCUUGUAUCCAAAGGCAACAGAGGAAUGAUGAACCGAUUGAUGCAGUGCAGUAGUCGAGUAGUACAGACAAGGACUUGUUAAACAAGAAACUGAUGGAAGAGAUGUUAAAAAGUGAAGUAGGAACUGUAAAAGGAAAUUUAUGUGUACAGUCGUGGACCUCCAGGCUGCCUCUCCUCUUCCGUCUCCAGACAGCAUCAAUGCGAGCCCUUAGUCCCAGUACAUGCUCCGGGUGUGUUAUUUGUUCUUGCACUUUUUUCUGUUGCAUUUGACUUAUCAGAUGGUUAAUAUUAUACUUGUAUCAUUGUAUUUGUCGCUUACAACUGUCUUUAUUUAUGUUGUGCCAAAUUAUGAUUUAUUUUAAAUUAAUGAUUUAAUGCAUUAGUUGAUUUAUGUUUGAACCAAUGAAUGUUUUUGCACUUUAAAGAAAUGCAUGGUGUUGACUAAAGCAAUAGAUUAGUAUGUAUAUAUACAUAUAUAUAUUUUUUUUCAAUCAUGCAAAGAAGAUGUUUUGUUGAAAUAAUGUGGAUGUUUUGUGAUUUGCUUUGUUAUCGUAUCAGUUUGGCCUAAUUUUUGUUUUGUUUUUUCAAAAGUAAAACAGCAGCUGCAGUGGUAAUAAUGACUUUCAAACAGACUUUUUAUGCCACCGUUUCUUUCAUUAUUUAAAUUGUAAAGACUAUUUCUUGGUUUGACUUGAUUUAAAAGCCAAUAAGGAUAUUGCCAUAUAGAAGUUAGAUAUUGUGUUAUUUUACUUGUUUGUAUUUUGAACUGCUUUUCAAAUGCACAGUGACAGUUGACCAUGAUAAAUCUGAGCCUUUCUUUGCAAGAUUUGUCUUAUUUGCUUUCCUUAUUGAUCACCUUUCGUAGUAUUUUUUUAUUUUUUCAUGAAAACAAGAUGCUAUUUUGGAGAGCCUUAUUCAAGGAUAAACAUUGUCACCGUAUUCAUAUUUCAGCACACAAAUGGCAGCUUUAAUAUGUUAGUGUAACCCACUUUUAUCAAGAUUUGACCCAGUAUAAAACCAGUGUGAACUUUAUAAACUAAGCAGCGGUGAGUGCGUGACAUUUGUUCAAACCUCUUUCUUUCUUUUUUAAUAGUGAACAUCUGAGGAUUAUUCCAGAAUCUGCAUUUUACUGAAGCACUAUAACAAACGACCAUACUGGCAAAAUGCAUGUUUCAGUACAUUUUCUUUUGAUUUGGGUGGGAAAAAUAAAACACUAAAAUUAGUAGGUAUAAGAAAAUACUGGACACAAUCAAUAGUGAACAGAACUCAAAUCUAAAUGUACAACAAAUCAUUUGUAUGAAUCUCCUGUGAAAAAUAAAUUUACUCAUUUAAGUUUUUUAUUUUUA